Messenger RNA from Recurvomyces mirabilis, 747 nucleotides. RefSeq lists its product as uncharacterized. Lineage: Eukaryota; Fungi; Ascomycota; Dothideomycetes; Mycosphaerellales; Teratosphaeriaceae. Bases 1 to 747 code for a protein of 248 amino acids. The transcript has 2 exons. The record is from RefSeq and is a predicted model, not a curated record.
AUGAACGGCUUUCGCGACCAGAGGCUGGCACUCCAUUGGGUCCAGGAGAACAUCGCCGUCUUUGGAGGCGAUCCUGCUCGAGUCACCAUCCAGGGCGAAAGCUCUGGUGGUACGAGUGUAGGUGCUCAGCUGCUUGCAUAUAAUGGCCGUAAUGACAAGCUUUUCUCUGGUGCGAUCACCGAGUCUGGAGCUCCGGUCUCUUUAGGGCCGGAUAUCACGGUGGCGAGCUGGGAUCCAGUCAUCGCUAACAUCUCGAAGGCCGUCGGAUGCGAUAAUAGCUCGGAUGUGCUUGCCUGCUUCAGAUCAGUUGACUCAGCGAAGAUGAACGCUGCCAUCAACUCCACUGCAAAUCGCGGUGCGCGUUACGGGCCUUUAAUCGAUACAUCGGGUGGACACCAGGGCGACUUCAUCGUCGGUCAUGCGGUCACCCAAAUGGAAGCAGGCAAGUUUGUUCACGUCCCAUGGAUCAUCGGCCAUAACACGGAUGAGGGCGCUGGCUUUGGAGCUGGCAAUAUCAACACGACACAGCAGUUCCUUGCUUACCUUGAAAAGAGCCAAGGACUCGACAAUGCUACAGCGCAAGACAUGGCGAUUCUAUAUCCUGACAUUCCCUCCAUCGGCAUUCCAGCAACCAUCCAUGGACGUCCGGGCCCUGACAUCGGCUUGCAGUUCAAACGCGGCUCUGCGGUUGGCGGCGAUAUAGCUAUGGCCGCGCCCAGUCGCCUCGCAGCUCAACUCUGGGGCUAA